AUGGUCCGCCUCAUAACACAUAACCUGCUCGCCUGCCACGCAAAAGGCUGUAACGCCAACAACUUCCCACUCGCAUUUAAAGAUGUCCAGAUAGCACUGCGCGAGGCGGAGUUCAACCCUGAUUUUCUGAGGGGAUUCAUGCCGAAGAUUGAAUGGAAUGCGUUGGUUCAGGCUUCGAGACAGCUUGGGGAUACGAGUCUGCCGUUGGAACAGCCUGAGAUGGUAGAUGAGGAGUUCUUGAAGUCAUUACACCAUGUAUUGCUCGAGAUACACGUGGAGGAGGGCGCUAUGGUCUGUCCAAAUUGCAGCCACACCUACCCAAUCUCGAACGGCAUCCCAAACAUGUUACUCGCGGAGCAUGAAAUCGGUUAA
Stereum hirsutum FP-91666 SS1 is the source of this 372-nucleotide messenger RNA. RefSeq names its product Trm112p-domain-containing protein. Lineage: Eukaryota; Fungi; Basidiomycota; Agaricomycetes; Russulales; Stereaceae. The coding region runs from base 1 to 372 and encodes 123 amino acids. Gene Ontology annotation, biological process: rRNA (guanine-N7)-methylation; peptidyl-glutamine methylation; tRNA methylation. The transcript is spliced from 4 exons. The record is from RefSeq and is a predicted model, not a curated record. Gene Ontology annotation, molecular function: protein heterodimerization activity.